ACGAGCCGAUCAGUGGCGAAGAGGAUAAAAGUAAAAGUACAGUAAAAAGUCACUGGGACAGAACCAUUAGUAUUCUGGGACAGCCUCUGUCAAUCUGUGAAAUGGUUGCUCAGUCAGGUACAAAGCUAUGUAAUUCUAGAACAAAAUCACUAGGACAAUUAUUGCCAUAUUUGGACAGAACCACUUUAAUUCUAUGACUCACUACUACUUUGUGACAAUCGGUUAUUCUGUGACAACCAGUGUUACUUUGUGCUAACCACUGAUAUGGGGAAGUCACUGGUAUUCUGGGACAGAACCACCAUCAUUCUUGGACAGAACCACUAUCAUUCUUGGACAGAACCACCAUCAUUCUUGGACAGACCACCAUCAGUCUGGGACAGAACCACCAUCAUUCUGGGACAACCACCAUCAUUCUGGGACAGAACCACUAUCAUUCUUGGACAACCACCAUCAUUCUGGGACAGAACCACUAUCAUUCUUGGACAACCACAAUCAUUCUGGGAUAGAACCACCAUCAUUCUUGAACAGAACCACAAUCAUUCUUGGACAGAACCACAAUCAUUCUGGGACAGAACCACUAUCAUUCUUGGACAGAACCACCAUCAUUCUUGGACAACCACUUAUAUUGUGAAACAGAAAGCCAUUCAUUUUAUUUUAAAACUUAGUUACUUCUUCUACAAGGUUAUUACACCAUUCUGGAAAUUAUCAAUGACACCAGAGUUCAAUUUAAUUUACAAUAUUUUGUUUAGUUUUCAUAUAUCUUUAUUAGAUGAAAUGUGUUUGUUGGUGUAUACAAAUUGCAGGAAAAAAAAAGAUCAGACAGACGAACAUCCAACUUAAAUGACGUCAUAUAAAAAUAAAGCUGUGAUUGGCUGAGCCGAGGGAUGGAUCAGCUGUUUAGUGUUUACGCAACAGUUCACGAGGUCAGUUGUGUUGUGGUAGGCAGUGUAGGAUGCAACAGAGUACAUUAUUGCGGACACACCAGCUGGUUCACCGGUGGGGCCAGAGCUGUGGCAAUUGUUCACCAAUUCUACAAUAUUUUGUGCAGUAUCCCUUACACUUCUCUGCUGCAAUUGCUCUCUUUGCCAAUAUACACACUUGGAAGUCAGUCACCAAAGGCAAAGAAACAAGUGAACUAAGGAAAGAUGAGAAGUUAGAUUCAAUCAUAUACCAGUUUCAGAAGACACUGUUAAAAGUAAAGGACAAAAAAAUUGGGUACUCUAAUAUACAAGGCUCUCAGACUGUUACACUGCCAGUUGCAUAUAAUUUGAAAAAUAAGAGAUGUAAGGGACCACUUGGUAGCCUUUACAAUAGUAAAAAUGAUAAUAUUAACCAUACUGACACUCCUAUUAACUGUAGCAUAGAAACUAUAAAUGCUACAAAACAUUCAGGAAACAAGAAGCAGUUAGAUAUAGUAAGCACACCAGAUGAAAAAGAAUAUUUACAUUAUUCUAGAGAAAAAAGAUUUAUAGAAAAUUCUGCAUAUAAAGAUGAAAGAAACAGUGAACUAGCUGUUGUUGCACCCAUAGAUGAUACAAAAAGUGAUUUACAAAAAAGAAAAGUAACUGUUUAUGGGGAAGGUGUACAAGAUCACCCACUUCAACCCUUGGUCCGGCCAAAGAUUCUUACUUGUGAAGAACAGUCUCUUGUUCAUGAUCUUCUGGGAUCUGUACAACACACCAAAAAAAUAACAGCAAUAGAAACUUUUACCAGACAGAAUGUUCAGCCACCCUUUGCUGUGUUGCAACAAUUAUGUGCUUGGGCUGGUAAAUCUGACCAGGUGGGUGUGAUUCAUAAGGUGCAGAAGCUUAUCCAAAAGAUUUAUCCUGACGAGUAUCACCAGCAUUUGGGCUUCAAGUAUUACCAUGCAAGUGCUUUAUGUUAUGCCGGUGAUGUCAGGGAAGGGUUGGAGGAACUCACCCAGCUGUACAGCAGCCAACCUCAGGGACAAAAGAAGAUCAAGGACACUGUCACCUUCAUCAUUUACCACAUUAUUAAUUCCAAUAAUGAAGACCAUGAAAAACUGGUUUUCAACUUUGUUAAUAACCUGGCUGUAGGCCAGGGGCAGUUAAGCCCAGCUCUCUCCUUGUGGUGUGCCUGUUUCUCCAGUUCACUUUACAGACUUCAGGUGAUGUCAGAAGUGCUGCUGGAGAGACAUCCUGGACUCAUUAGAAUGCUGGAACGUAAACUUGACAACAUGGUGAGGCGAGCAGCCUGGGAUGGUGAUGAUGAGCUCUUACAUAGAAUUUUACAGCUGACACUUCACUACAAACUCUCUAAAAAGAUAUCAUCUGUCACUAGUACCCUUCUGCAGCUUCAGUGUGACAUUGGAGAUCUUCACGGAGCAGAUGAAACCAUUAAGUUCGCCCAGCGUGUGGGAGUGAGGUUGACACCAUCAACAGUUCAGAGGUUUUUGGCUUUACUCAACCACCACAGACGUCCUGCUCCACUCUAUCUCCUUGCCCUCAAAUAUGGUCCAUCUCCACCAAAGACAUCAGUCCCUAAACCACCUAAAUUUAAGUAUAAAUUUUGAGAGUAAAUUAUUCUUUCUUAA
Molecule: messenger RNA, 2554 nt
Organism: Homarus americanus (American lobster)
Lineage: Eukaryota; Metazoa; Arthropoda; Malacostraca; Decapoda; Nephropidae
Exons: 6
Coding region: 953-2533 (526 amino acids)
Source: RefSeq, a predicted model, not a curated record